AUGUGGUACCUCAGCGGCGAACACCUCAAAAGUGAGCUCGACAACAAGUGCUUGGAUGCGCACACCGGAAAUGGAAACCUCUACAUGUACGACUGUCACGACGGCAACCACCAGAAGUUCUAUUUCGAUCAUGGCCACAUACGCGUCCGGCACCACCACCGGUGCCUGGAAUACAAUGUCCAUACCGGCAAUGUCUUCACCGGCACAUGCCCAGAUCAGGGGAACCACAAAUGGCAGUUCGAGCCGGGAGUCGCGCUGAAGAAGACGCCGUUGCCGACCCAAUUCCGGCAUGGGCAAAGCCUCCGCGCUUCCUGCUGGUCCGAAAGAUUCGCCACCGGGUCCCACAGCACAGAGACCAUGACAUGCGUGGCCGGGGCAUGGGCCAACUCCCACAACAAGCCAGGCCUGGACGGGUUCACUUGCGCCGCCUGCAUUCAGGUCGUGUCAAAGGUCUACGCAGAUCUGGAUGCACAGAUUCGGCAGGAGCUCUUCUUUGCACAGGGGCUGGAGUUGCAACUCGCCGUGGACUCGCGCUCCCGUCGCACCGUGACUUCAUCGGGUGGUCUUCGCACAGGAGGCGGGGUGGAUAUCUUCGUAGCCGAGCUCAUGCCUGAUGCGUCCGAGACGAUGCGCCGAUUCAGGUCUCUGACGCAUGGAGGUCAGUGCCUGAAGGCGGCAGCAAAUUUGCGCCUCCAGGGCUCGACGUGCAACAGCAAGGCUGAGCCGGAUCAGCUCCUGCAGGCCGUUGAUCUCUCCUCGCUCCUUUGGGAUGAGUUCAAGGCUGGAGCAAACGUGCCCGGCAAGUCGCACAGCGGGCUUCAGAAUCGCGGUUCUGCCCCGACCACCUUACGAAGCUUCCAGCUGGAUGCCAGCUGUGGCGAGCACGUACUGGAGUCGGUCGGGUUCAGCAGCAACGGCCACCUCGGUAUGUCGGCCACCUGUACUGCAGCCAGCACCUACGGCGCUGCGGUGGAGAAGACGCUUCCGCUGCCGGGCCACAUCCAGAUUACAAGCGAAAGUGAGGGCACUUGCAUGAGCAUCCACCGCAUCGUCCCGUGGCAUUUGGUGGUUCGCCAUGGCCAAAAGUGCAUGGACUACAUCACAAGCGACAAGAAUGUGCAGAUGUACAACUGCCACCAUGCCCACAAUCAGAUGUGGUACACGCUGGAUGGCAACAUCAUAUCCAUGCAUGAUGGCAAGUGCUUGGACUACGACGUUGGCACAGAGAGUCGUGCCGGCAGAGAAGGUGCACUUAAAGCUUUAAAUCAGAGGAAUGUCUUCAUGCACGAGUGCCACGAUGAGCCGAAUCAGAAGUGGUAUUGGGAUGAGGACACGGCUCAGAUCCGAAGCGAACACGACCACAGGUGUUUGGACAUGGCGCUGGAUGGUUCCCACAACAUUUACAUUCACAAUUGCCAUGACGACAACAAUCAGAAAUUCGAUUCUCGGGAAGAUCGAAGCGAGGUUCCCGCGAGUGCAUUCACGAUGGCCUUGCAUCUGGAGUGUAGUGUCCGAGCCUCCUACACCCUCAACUUCUUCUUCGCUUCACUGCAUAGAAGCUGCCAGUUGGACAGCUUCAUGGUGUACAGCCUCAUUGAGGCCUUGACGGGGCGACGAUGGGAUGACGACGGCGCGACGACGGGGUGGCGACGGGGCGACGACGGUGUGACGACGGCGCGACGACAGGGUGCGAUGGCGCGACGACGGACUGACGACGGGGGGACGACGGCUGUCGCGCCGUCGCCUUAUGACGGCGUGACGACGGCGCGACGACGGCGCGACGACGGCGCGACGACGGCGCGACGACGGCUCGACGACGGCGCGACAGCCGUCGAGUCGGAGAAUGAGGAGAUUACCGUGGAGCCCAUUGGCGGAGAGGCCAAGUUUCACCUGAGGCGAGAGCCGGGUUGCUUCUUCCACAAGGUGUUUCCUUGUGAUGGAAGGCGUGAACCACACAUGCUUCCAGGGGAGUGGCGCUGGGACAAAGACGAGAAGAUCAUCCAUGCCGGCAACGGAAAGUGCCUCGAAGCCCGCGGCCGCGGACGUGUGGAGGAGGUCUCCUGCACUCAACGUAUCGAGCAGGAGUGGGCGAUAUCCCACGGCCUUCCCGGCCUCGUGGACGCCCCCAUGACCUGCCCGGGAGAUCAGGAUCUAGAGACGCCGAAGGAUCCGGCCAUUUGA
Symbiodinium natans is the source of this 2181-nucleotide messenger RNA. The record is from the annotation of a GenBank genome assembly. Lineage: Eukaryota; Dinophyceae; Suessiales; Symbiodiniaceae.